Messenger RNA from Seminavis robusta, 1032 nucleotides. The record is from the annotation of a GenBank genome assembly. NCBI's taxonomy places the organism in Eukaryota, Bacillariophyta, Bacillariophyceae, Naviculales, Naviculaceae.
GUUUUAUCAUUUUUGAUGAUGACUUCCAAACCCUAGAUAUUUCGCCUCAUAUUUUGCCAUAAAAGCACAACAUCCGACAACAAAAGCUUUCUGUGAUAUCCUCUUCCGCCAUGGUACUGAUGAAACGCUAUCUCUUUCCAUGCGCUUUUGCGGCUCUUCUUUUUCUUACAACGCUUUAUCAUCAUGCUAACUCUCACGCAACACCACGACAAGAUUCUUCAGACGAUAGAGUUCCGAAACGAGACAUCUCCCGCGAUCAUACCUUCGAGGAGCUGACGGAAAAUGCUGUUUCUCGACCUGCUUUCCUUCGGUCAAGAUCUCAACCUCAUGAUUUACGCCGCUAUGUUCAAGAUGCAGAAGAAUCAUCCAAUGACGUGGGCAUCGCCUUUCUUCCGCGACGACAGGAUCUCGAAACAAAGCCACUACGUCGACGAAACCUCACCGCCAGCAAAGCCGCCAAGAACAAAGUGUCCGAGCUACGGGUCAAGUUGGAAGUGGCCUUUCAGAAGCUUCCUCCAGAACUGGGAGCAUUUUUGCUCAUUGCGCUCUUCGUGUUGAGUGUCGCGUGUCUAGCUUGCGGCUGCGUCAUGCCCUGCUUUUACUUUUACGAGCUCCACUUGACCACAUCGAAUACAGCUACGUUGGAGUACCCAUUUGGAUCCUCGAGUCAAACUCCGAAAGAAAUGUCUGCACACGACGAGCGCUGGAAAGGAUCCAAGAGCCUAGGUCCCUCUCUGGCGGAGGUUGCUCAAGCUUCGAACAUGUCGUACCUGUAUAGAUACCGAACUGCUGGAGCUGUUGCCGUGAAGGAAACUACUGACAAGCCGGAGAGUGAUUCAAGCGACUUCUCCAUGUCGGCCGAAUUCGAAGUCUAGGUAUACUGUCGCGGGUGGCUGGCCGGAUCCUUUCAGCUGGACUAGUGAUAACUAAAAUAGCUCCUCAAUGUCAACAGUGGGGCUGCCUUUUGGCAAGCAAUAGUUGGUGGUCAGCCUUGGCCAGCAGCACAUACCCUUCUCCAAUGUCUUGUAGUCG